Molecule: messenger RNA, 1868 nt
Organism: Andrographis paniculata
Lineage: Eukaryota; Viridiplantae; Streptophyta; Magnoliopsida; Lamiales; Acanthaceae
Product: methyl-CpG-binding domain-containing protein 13-like
Exons: 5
Coding region: 562-1707 (381 amino acids)
Molecular function (GO): DNA binding
Source: RefSeq, a predicted model, not a curated record
GGUAACUUUGCAGAAAACAAAAAAAAAAAAAAAAUCGAAAUCCAAAAAGGAAAAAAAGUAAUCUUGCUGCACAUAUUCUUUAAUUUCUUGAAUCGACAAAGGGUCGAUGGUAUCUGAGCAGAUAGGGUAAAUAAAUUCAGAGAGAUUGUGGAAAAUCCUGAGGAGAAAGAAGAAGAAACGAAAUUAGGGAUUAGGAAAAUUCUAAGAAAAUCGAAACCAUGACGCCCCUAUUUAAUGGAAUCAUGUUGGACCCGUUUUGGCGGCUCUCUCGGUGUGCUAUAGAAAGUCUGCCUACACGUGGUUGUCUCCUCUCUGCGUCUUUGUGCGAUUCCUCCCACCAUUUUUCACAUCGUCCUCGCUACUGUUUACCCCAUUCGUUUCUCUCUUUUUUAUAUAUUUUCUGGCGAUCGAUUGCUUUACUCUUCAGUUUUCGAAUCGCGGAAGUGUCGAUUGGGUUGGAGAAUAGGGGAAUUGCUUGAUUUUGGUGUUUGCCCCUUUUGUUGUUGAGUUUUUGUGAUUUGUGGAUUUGGGAUUUAGGGUUUAUUGGAGUGAAAUUUGGUGAUGGGCUGCGAACACCCUGAAUGGCUGCCUGCGGGUUGGAAGGUUAAAGUGAAGGCUCGAAGCUAUGGGAAGAAAGAUAGGUAUUACGUCAAUCCCGAUAAUAGCCUCAAAUUCAGCUCAAAGCUGGAAGUGCUUCGUUAUCUAGAAAGUUCUGUUAAGGAUGAUAAUGCCGACAGUCUGGAAAAGUCGUGUGCCGAGGCGGAAGGACAAAUGUCAAUCAGCGACAAUGUGGAUGAAAGUUUAUUGCGCGAUAAGAUUGGAAAGUCAGGCUCGAAAAAGUCUUUACUCAAAACGGGAGAAAGAAGACGGAGUCUAAGAUUGGCGGCGAAUAAACUGAAAGAUCAUGCCGUGGAAGACUCGUCGUCGUCCCAAACAGUAGGUGCUGUAAAAAACUCCGUCGCCGCCACCGCUACCAUCACCGUGCCUGAGACAACGAACAGGCCAAAUCCGACAGAAAGCGCGGUGGAAGGCCAGCGGGAUUCGAGUCUUUCGACAUCGAAGUCGAGGGGCUCUAAAAGAAAGUCGGCAAGUGACUUACCUCGGAGAACUUCGAAAAGACUCGCCGGAGUGAAAAUCGAGAUCGAAUCAGAUCUUAAACCCGCCAAAGCUACUCGCAAAUCUAUGGCGCCCGAGAUCGACACCGAAGGGCAAACCGACGAUCGGAGAAACCCGGAUGAUAAUCAGCUCAGUCUGCCGUCAAUCGACGGCGGCGGCAAGAACAUCGACGAAAAGCAGCGGCUGGAUGCGUUGCUGCAACAAUUUCUGAUGGACCCGUGCAUCGCGUUCGCCUUCAAGCUUCUGACGGGCGAAAUCCCAGUCGAGGAAUUGACGGGAGCGGACUACCGUCGUAGUUUAGGUGUCAGCCCGACGUCGUCCCUGGCGUCGCCUAAUCAAGCCUCGGCAUCCACGGCGCCUUCUGCCAAUAUCUGGGGCGAUCCCUCCGUCGAAUUCGCCGUCAAGACGCUGACUGGAAAUGCGCCUACUUCGUCGCAGCCGGAGAUUAGCCUCCGGCGAGGCGACGGCCGGUCAUCGGCGACGUCGAGGGUAGAUAAUAUUUACCCUUCAAAAUGUUCAUUUACCAGAGGGGAUGCUGUGAAAACACAGUCACCGGGCGUUGGGGAUAAGGGGCAGAGAAAGGAUUUAUAAUAGGAGUUGUUAUUUUUUAAAUUAAUUUUAUUUUAAAUUUGAAUUGAUUGGUAAAAAUGGAUGGAAUGAAGAGAAUUGAUUGGUGGUAGAAUUGUUUGGUAAAAUUGGAUGCGUAACGUCGGGUACUGUAAAUUAUCUUCAUGUGUUUGUGUACUAAUGAA